Molecule: messenger RNA, 8565 nt
Organism: Epinephelus fuscoguttatus (brown-marbled grouper)
Lineage: Eukaryota; Metazoa; Chordata; Actinopteri; Perciformes; Serranidae
Product: rho GTPase-activating protein 40
Exons: 15
Coding region: 3218-5116 (632 amino acids)
Biological process (GO): signal transduction; regulation of small GTPase mediated signal transduction; regulation of actin filament polymerization
Cellular component (GO): cytoplasm
Molecular function (GO): GTPase activator activity
Source: RefSeq, a predicted model, not a curated record
CAUAAAUGUUUUGUUGAAAGUUUGAGUGUUGUCGGUGCUUGAAGUGAAGUCAUGUAGAUGGCACACUCGGAUAAUAACCUGACAGUGAAGAGCGACAUCAUAGCAUGUCAGUCAAAACCCCUGCAGUUGUGGUAUGCGCAGUUUAUACUGUGGUGUUUUAAGAUAGUUUCUAUUUUAAAACAUAUGAUCACUGUACUGUAGUUUGCAGACACAUCAUCUGUUGGAUAUGUGAAAAAAAGUUUCUUUUGAAAGUUUCUUUUCUCAGGUAUUUUCACAUCAUGUGAGUGCUUCUUGUUGGGUUCCCUGGAGUUGAAGUGGAUCCAGAGUGUCCUGCUGUGUGUCAGCUGUGUGCAGACAUCUGACAUCUCAGGCUUGAUGUGUUUUAUCCAUAAGAGGAGCAGGUUGUGAGCACAUGUUGUGGCUUUGGACAGCUGUGUGUGAGUGAUGUAGUCAGUAAGAUGUAUGACAUCAACCUUUAUUAUGUCUGUACCGCAUAUUAGGAGCUCAUCAAUUCUGGUUCCCAUAUUUAAACUCAAGUUAUUGGCUAAUGUUGGGCAGAUAGUAAAUACUAAUACCUUCUUAAAAAUCUGUGUGCAUCUAGUAGAGGUCAUAUGUCUCUGUAGUUCCACAUCACUUCUUAUUUAUAUGCAGAGACAUUCAUAUAUUCAUAUGCUAUAUAGGUUUGUCCAAAUUUAAAUUAAAUAUGGUUUAUACACAUUAUGUUAUUACAGACUUAAUAUGACUCAGAUCAUUAUUCAAAGUGGAUCUGUCUAGAGCUAAAACAAUUAGAAGCUUUACAGCAAAUUAGUCAACAGCAACUGGGAUUACUGCUUAAUUGUUUGAGUCAUUUUCAACCAUGCAUGCCAAACAUUUGCUGGCUUCAGCUCCUCACUUGUGAGGGGUUGCUGCUCUUCUCUGUUUUACAUCACUGUUAAUAGAAUAUCUUCGAGUUUUAUCUGCUGGUUGGACCAAGCCAACAACUUGAAAGAGUGUUUGGCUCAUGGACACUACUUUCUGGCAUUUUAUAGGCUUGCACUUGAUUGAUUAAUGUGAACUGUAUUGUGCAGCCAAGACCUCAUAGCUUCAGUGAUACCAUUGUCAUUCCUGAUACUAAUCCAGUAUGUACUUUCUUAUGAUGCAUUUAAUGUCCAUUUUAAUCAAAUAGUUAAGUCUUGGAAAAAGUUCAGAGACCUGCUGAAAUGUUGGAAGUGUUUCCAGUAAAAUGAAAGAUCAGACUAAACUGCUCAUGUCACAUCACAUCACACUCUACUAAGAUGUAUGUUGCAAUGUAAUCAUACAGGUUUAGCAACCCACUCGCCAGAAUAAAUGCUGGCAUUGUACCUUUAUGCAAACCAGGGUUGCAUUUUUACGUUAUUAUGUAGCCGAUGUGCUGAAACUCUACAGUUUAAUAACACUGUGGUUAGGUUUAGGCACAAAAACCACUUGGUUACGUUUAGGAAAACAUUGCGUUUUAGCUUAAGAUACCCAGUUUUGGUGGAAGAAACCCAUCUGGAAAUGCAACAAUGUCUUGGUAAAAAACAACCUUUUCUAGUGUGUCCAGUAGCUCAGCAGGAAGGGUGGGUGCCCCAUGUACAAAGGUAGUGUCCUGGUUUGAUUUCAACUUGUGGCCCUUUGCUGCAUGUUGGCCCCUUUCAUGCUUCAAACUGUCCUGUCACUACAAAGGCAAAAAGCUCCAAAAAAAGUAACCUUAAAAUAACACUUUCUUAUGGCACUAUCCCCAAUAGAACGCAGCGAUGAAGUGUAAGAAAACACCUAUGUUUGCUGCCUAAAAAGCUCCUGGAAACGCAGCAAUGACUGGCUUAAAAACAACCGGUUUUGUUCUUUGUUGGUCUCAAACAGUGGUCAGCAAAGUGGCAGGCGUAUGACCUAGGCGACAUGUCAUCCACCAUCCCCUCCACCUCCUGAAAACAAAGUCAGCUAAUACACUACGUCACUUUAGAAACGCUGAUUUAAUAUGCAUGAAAGGUACAAAUUUAACUUAUCCAUGGUUUGCAGAAAUGUAUUUACAGUGUUUACAGUUUUUAUACAGACUUUGAUGAAAAAGUAGUCAUAGUAUAGAUUUUAUGGGACAGUGGCACACAUGGUCUAAGGACAGUGAUUUCUUUCUUUGACUGUUCCCUGUACCAUUUUUUCUCCAGUCACAUUUACUAGCAUUGUUUCUGGCUUUAUAUUCUCUCUGUGCCUGUCUAGUAUAUGACCCUACAGAGAAAUGACAAUUGUAUUUUCUAUUUUUCUUUUUUCUAUUUCUGUUUCUUUUUAAAAAGAGUGACUGAAUUAAGUAUCUAUUGAAACUCACACCCCCACCCCCCUUCACAAACACACACUCUGAGAAAAGCCAUGAAACUGGUUUAACAUAUCAGAGCAUUGAUCUAGAACAAAUCUACGCUGACUCCAGCUGACACACAGUUGGUGUGCGCAUUUAUCAGGAACUUCUCGAUAAGCUCAUCACAUCACAGCUGAAAGUAUGACGGGUAUUUUUGGCUCUUGACACAUGGACACAUGGAGAAACUAUCAUUUCAUUAUCUCUCGUCACUCGUGCUGGCACGAUAAGCCAUCUGGCAUUCCUCAGAUAUAGACUAGUGUGGUUUGGUAUGUCACUUGAGAUUUGCUGACUAAAGGAAUGUGACUGAACUGCACACCGAUGCGGUGACUCAGCUGACCACUUCCUGUGUCUGUGAUCACCAAGUCACAUUUUAGUGCCCGGGGGUUUGAGUCCGUCUGCAGCUGAGUUGGUCCGAUUGUUGUUGGAGAACAGUAUCCUCUGUUGUUGAGUCCUACACAGGAAACACCAGCUGCAUCUUUGCUGCUUGUUUUUGGAACAGAAUCUGAAGUGAUUUAUGAUUUCAUUUUCUUAAAUGGUCCAUUAUAUUUCAUUUAAUUGAAUUCUAUUGUUACUGGGUUGCAGUUAUGAAUCUGUUGCAGUAUAUGAAGGGGUGUGACCCUCAGGAAAGCAGAUCUCACAUAGUUACACUGACAUCUAGUGGACAUACAGGGUACUAUGCCUCUGGGCCACAUUUUGCAAGAACAAUAGAGACCCCCCUUUGUGUCCGCUCUCGCCAUCGCUCUCCUCACUCCGGCCCUCCCUCCAUCCCGCUCCUUUUGUCUCUCCAUCUCUCUGGGCUCUCCCGGCUGAUUCACCCUCCCUUCAUCGCUCCAGUCUUCAUUCCUCCUGUGUUUAAAUCCCAGCCCCACCGAGAUGAGCGUGGAGCCCUGGGCCAGCCCGCAGGACCAGGCAGCCGCUGAGCACGCACACAGCACCCACACGCCAUCCUCCCAGGAUCAGGAGCAGCACCCCGACAAACUCUGCCUGGACUCAUUCUGGAGUGAGGUGGAGACCAUCCGACAGGGGAGUGGCUACACAGACCUCGACUGCACCAGGAGAGACUCCAGACAGUCAGAAGAAGGUGAACAGGAGGAGCAGUGGUUGGCCGAUGCUGGUUUGUCAACCCUCAUUAGUGAUGAUAGUGAGGAUGUAGACAACGCGGUGCUGCUGUCCACUCUGACCCGGACCCAGGCCGAGGCCGUGCAGCGCCGACUGGACUCCUACACGCUGUCCCUUCGCAAGAGGAACAAACCGGCGCCGCGUGACGUUCGCGACAUCUUCAACUCCCCCAUCACUCAGACUCUCCUGCCUGAGUCCCACCACAGUGAAGACCCUGCCCAAAACAGCAUGGCGUCAGUUCCAAAGACACCACUAUCAGCUGUGACGCCAGAGCAUCAGCGAGGCGCUCCCAAAGAGGAAUUCUUCAUCACCGACGUGGCUUACUGCGAACAGGCCGUCAUCUUCCUCAAACAGGCCAAACUGCCGCAGAACAACAGCCAGCGCAGAAAAGAGGAUGGCACCCUGCCUCGGGUCAUCUGCCCAAAGUGCCGUUUAGGAGUGACUCGUAUUCAGGAUCUCUCCCACUCUGACAUGAAGAAGGUGCGUCAGUUGGCUCUCAUCGACAUGACGGCGCUAUGCGACCUUUUAGAGCUGGAGGUCAAAAGGCACAAAAUGGGCAAAAGGAAAGUCCCAGAGAGUCCCCUCUACGGUGUGCCGCUGGCUACGCUGCUGGAGAGCGAUCAGAAAAUCAAGCCCAACACCUCGACUCCUCUCUUCCUGCAGGCGUUGUUGUCGUUUUUGGAGAAGAAAGGAGUCGAUUCUGAGGGGAUCCUGCGGGUUCCAGGAUCUCAGUCCAGAAUCAAGCAGCUGCAGCAGAACUUGGAGACCAACUUCUACUCAGGGCAAGUCUGCUGGGACGACGUGAGUCCCAACGACGCCGCCGCGCUGCUCAAGAAGUUCAUCAGGGAACUUCCCGCUCCUCUUCUCACCGCAGAGUACCUCAACACCUUCAGCGCCGUCAGAGACAUCACGGAGCUGAGGCAGAAACUUCACAUGUUGAACCUGCUCAUCCUGCUGCUGCCUGAGCCCAACAGGAACACACUGAAGGCGCUCCUCGAGUUCCUCAGUAAGGUGGUUUCCAGGGAGAAGAAGAACAGGAUGAACCUGUGGGCCGUAGCAACCAUCAUGGCUCCCAACCUCUUCCUGCAUAAGGCCGUCCCCAGCAGACUGACUGAGGGGGCAGAGAAAGGACAUGCGGAGAAGGCAGCUGAUGUCAUGAGGCUCCUCAUCCGCUACCAGGACCUGCUCUGGACGAUCCCAAACUUCCUCAUGAGCCAGGUGCGUAAGCUGAACGAGAAUAGCAACCGGCGUUACCAGUUUUACGAUCGCCGCAUCAAGAACCUGCUGAGGAAGAUCCACACAGACAGCCGCGACAAACCUGAUAAAAACACCUCAGAGUUGUGUCGUACAGUGAAGAUCCAGGUCGGGGAUCUGGUGAGCGGCACCAUGGAGUACCAGCUCAACAUCAACUCCAGAGCCUCAGACCUGCUCGCACAGUUUCAGCGCCAGUCCCUCCGCAGCCCCGACAAUGGAAAGGGCAAAAUGCGAAGAAACGGCGCCGUGGCAUAUCCGGACUGCGCCCUGUACGAAGUGGGAGGGAACAUUGGUGAGCACUGUCUGGACCCCGACACACACCUUCUGGAUUUGUACAACAGUAACUCAGGAGGGGAGUGGGUCAUCAAGCUGAAACCCAACGGCAGCAGAGGGCUGUGAAAGAUGGACGAACAGAUCGGGGAACAGGUUGCCCAAGAAGGACAAAGGCAGAGCCUGAAAAAAAAAAGAUCAAAUCCGUGCAGCCCUCUCUUCUUCUCGUCCUUUUCAUCCUCGGAUCAACAAGGGAGAAGGAGACAGAUGGACAGAUGGAGGAUGCAGGAACAGAUAGAUGGAGAAUCUGCCAGGAGCAGAGCUUAAAAACUGUCUAUGAUCAGAUGAACACACUUUGCCCUCCUUCUCUUUUUCCCCUCUACCUUUCCUCUCUCUGUCUUUCUCCUCUUUUUCCUCCUCCUUUCACUCCAUCACUCCUCUCCUGCGUUACCGGCGGGGCUGCGAUGCCACGAGCAGAAAGCGGCUGACGUGACUCAUUACUUCCGACAGAGAAAAGAGGGAGAGAGAGCGGCAGGGCAGUUUGGUUCGCCAUCUUUUCUUUCAAGCAAUCAUCUCCAACUAUGAGCAAGCAGAUGGGGAUGCAGAGCACCUCUGGCUACAGAGAGCCGAGGUCCCGCCCCCUCCUCAGGCCAGACAGACAGUGUGUUUUCAUAUCGCGGGUUUCAUUCAUCAGUGACUACAUUUACAUGAACAGUAAUAUUCCGCUUUUAUUCAGAAUAUGAUGAUAUUCUGAAGCUGAUACAGGUCAUGUAAACAGCAUAUUUUCAGAGUUAGGCCUUCUUCUGAUUGUGGCAUUUUCUUAAUAAGCAUCUCAGCUGGGCUUUUUACUGCAGUUUACACUCGGCCUCUUGCCUGUUUAUGGUCAGCUCUGUGCGUUAUACACAAACUGACACACCAACAGUUUGCAAGGCAGGGGUUAGAGAUGCAUGCCCAAAAGAAAAUCCCUCAUUUCUAGUCGGAAGGAGAAACACACCUGCUUUUAAACAUUAUAAAAGACUUUUUAGAUUGGUGCAAAUAUCGCAACACUGACCUUUUCGAGAAGGUUGUUGAAAGAAUGACAGAGGAUGGCUGUGUUCACAUGGCCACCAGUGGAAAACUUUGAAAACAUUUUGUAGCAAAGGGAGAAAAUGAGACAAGUGGUUCCACUUUUAUUCAUCGUGAAAAACGACACGUUAUGGCACAUUAAUCAAAGUAUGCAGCUGCAUUCACUGUCAUUUUCCACGUAAACAGCUCAGUAGGAGUAUCGUCUUUUUCAGAAUAAGGGCAAAAGUAGGAUUAUUGUGUGCAUGUAAAAGUAGUCAGUGUUCUGUAAGAAGCUGAUGCAUGAUACAGGAGCUCUGCGACCAUAUUCUAGGCUAUAAUCUGGUGUCUAAACCUGUACUGUACAGUACAUUUUAAAAGUUGUUUUAUACAAGGGGAAACGAUGUUUAUUUUGAGACUGAAAAUUGUCACCAUGAAGUCUGUUUAGUAGCUGUUGUGGAGAUUUCUAGAUCUCCACAACAGCUUUGUGGGGAAUUUAGGUGUAGGUCUAAUCCCGCUACCAGAAAUCAGGUUUCCCGUUAACAUGACAUUAAAUAAAUCAAGUUGCUGGAGAAAGCCAAAACAGAUCACUUAAAUGCGUUAAACAAAAUGGCUGCCACAGGUACCCAUUUAUCUAAGAAUAUGGACAGAAAACUCCAGUAUCAUGUCAUGUAAUCACUGAUGAUUAAAAUCAAGAAAAAGCAUUGAAAACUGAAAGCCAGUGGAUCAGAGGCCGGCCUAGAAACAGAGCAGGACUUCGGCUCUCUGUAAACACAGUUACAGUCUGAUCAAUCAGUUAAUCAACUGACUCUCACUCAUCCACUCAUCUGCUUUUGUCUCUCCGCUGACCGUUUCCCAUCUCAGACAUUUUGAUCACAAACUAAACAAAGAAGGAGAGCUCUGUCUUUUCUGUAUCGCCUCCGUCCUUUGUCUGUGCCAUUCAAAGAGGGAAAGAGACCCGGACGAACUGACAUCUUCUUAUCUGUGAAACCCUGCAAUCUCCUGGGCCUUAUAAAAAAUCCGUGGACUUCCAAGGACCCCUGACCUGUACAGAAGCUCAAAGAGACUUUCCUUUUUUCUUUUGAUACCAAGGGAUUUGGUGUCACAACCUCAAGGACAGUUAUUGCACCUCUAAAGGGAGUUGUUACGGACACACAGUGAAGCUGGUCUUCAGGUCUCAUUUUUAAACGCAUGAAUCGAGCCGAAAGUGCUGCAGUGACUCUUGGGGGUUUACUGGGAUAAUUGUUAUUUAUAUGAAUGUAACGCCAUUGUUGCUUCUGUAUUUGAUGAGUAUUGUGUAGGCUAGAGAGACUGUAGGAUCACGUGGAGUUGCCGCGCUCAGUGUAACAGUAUGUUGUGUGAAGUCACCCAUGCUCAGUGUGGGAAUUUGCAGUGUUCUUGUACAUAAUUCUCGAUGCCGAGUUUCUGACGGAUCUGUUGACGUCCUGAACAGUGCAGUGAGAUAGAUGUCAUGUGUAAAUAUUCACUCACACACUCUGCUGUGAAGAGGCACCGGUGCAGUCGGACUGUUUUGAUUGUGUCGCCACUCGAGGUAUUCUGAACACACACACGCAGCAAAUGAAUGUGGUUAACAUUUUGUGCCCAUCGUCAGAUGUGAAUCAUUUACUCCUCGCUGCCGGAGCCAUGUUGGGGCUCCGCGGCCAUUUUGUGGGAAGUGUCUCGCCACUCUCCGCUCAAUAGAUGGAGUAAUGACAGUCGGCCCCGGCACCGACAUCUAUCACCACCCUCUGCUCCAUCUCUGUCACCUCCCAGUAAUGGACCAUAAUGGCGGUGCGGUGCAUGCAUCAGAAACACGCAGAGGAAUCACAUUUCUUUGAUAAAGGAGAAGGUAAUAAAUGCUGUUAUAAAUUCUGCUGCCCUGGACCUGACGACAGCAGCAGUGUGUGUGUGUGUGUGUGUGUGUGUGCAUGCAUGUGUAUGAUGAGCUUCAUUACACAAGUCCAAUUGGCCUGUCCCAGGGUCCCAGGCACAGUUCAGUGCCUCGGCACAAAGCGAGCUGAUGAAACCGCCUUCUGCUGACAAUCAGGAGAACUAGGUCACCUCUGAAGCAGCAUCCCAGAGGGCAAGCAGUGUGGGGCCAAACACCCCGAGGAGCCCGGCACACGGACGCGUAUUGUGUAAACACACAACAUGAUGUGGAGUCACCAAAAUGGGGGGACACAAGUUCACACACAUUACACCAGUUUUCUGUUUGUACAUAUGUGAAUGUGUUUGUGUGUGAGAGGAAAAGAUGCAGUUUCCUUUGGGGGUACAGUGUUAUCUAUGUAAUCACCCAGGGAGACGAAACGAUGGACAGUUACAGGAACGUGUGUUUGUCAUGAUCAAAGCGUGGUUGUGGACCUUUUUAUUGUCUUCAUCAGUGUUCGGUGAAGAUUGUAGACGUCGGCGAGCAGACGUCAGAAUGUAUAUUUAUGCCCUUUACACAUUGUUUUUAAUACUUUCUGUGAAAAUAGUCUUUGCUGUAGAAACAAAAACUUUUGAAAAACGUUUUUGUCAAUAAAUGUGAAUCUAAUGUG